Molecule: messenger RNA, 2241 nt
Organism: Theileria parva strain Muguga
Lineage: Eukaryota; Apicomplexa; Aconoidasida; Piroplasmida; Theileriidae
Gene: CPN60
Product: chaperonin GroL
Exons: 7
Coding region: 424-2136 (570 amino acids)
Biological process (GO): protein refolding
Molecular function (GO): ATP binding; ATP-dependent protein folding chaperone
Source: RefSeq, a predicted model, not a curated record
CGCAGAUUCUUUAAAAUAUAACAAAUUCAAAUUUAUGUUCAUAUUAUAUAAAGAAUUUCCUCAAUUAUCAGUAAAUAUACUUGAAAUGUGUAAUGUUACAAAUAAAGGUAAAAUUCACUGGAAUAAAAUUUUGGAUUUCAUAAUUUUUGAAAAUUUAAACCAUAAAAAAGCUUAUACUGCAAAUUAAAUCGUGUAAAAUAGUUUUAAAACCCUUGGUUAAUGGAUGAAUUGGUUAAAAUUCGAUGUUAAUCCCCACUAAUAGUGAUUUUUACUAUUUAUUUAUUUAAAGCAGCUCAAUUAUUAUUUUGUUAAUUUAUCUGUUGUAAAAUUUCAUGUGUAAAAUUAUUGUGAAUAUAUUUUCCAUGUUGAAAAAUAUAAUUUAAUGCAGAACAUUUUUGUGUAAUUAAUUACUUUUUUGAGAAAAUGAUUCUUUCAACUUUACGCUGUAAAAACUUUAUUAAAUCCACCUCCAGUUCCUUAAAUCUUGCUCAAUUUUCCAAAAACCAGCGCCGGUUUGUGAGUAAGGAGUUGAGGCAUGGGACUGAGUGCAGACAAGGUCUCCUGGCUGGUUGUAAUCAGCUGGUCGACGCUGUGAGUGUAACUCUUGGUCCAAAGGGUAGAAAUGUCAUAAUAUCUUCCUCUUUUGGUCCACCGAAGAUAACAAAGGACGGAGUUACAGUUGCCAAGUCAGUUGAACUACCUGAUAAACUUGCAAACAUGGGCGCACAGCUUAUUAAACAGGUUUCAUCAAACACUAAUGACAAGGCUGGUGACGGAACUACCACUGCCGCAGUUCUUGCCAGAGCUAUUUUCAAAAGAGGCUGUAAACUUGUUGAUUCCGGUCUCAAUCCCAUGGAUCUUCUCAGAGGGAUAAAUGUGGCAAUUGAGAAGGUAACUGGAUUUUUGGAUGGAUUAAAGAGAGAAGUAACAACUGAUGAAGAUAUUAUGAACGUCGCUACCAUCUCAGCCAACGGCGACAAAGUUGUCGGCAAACUCAUCACCGACGCCAUGAACAAAGUUGGAAAGGAUGGUACGAUAACAGUGGUUGAGGGUAAGACGUUGAGUCAUGAGUUGGAGGUUGUGGAGGGUAUUAAGUGGGACAAGGGUUACAUUUCACCGCACUUUGUAACUAAUGUUAAGGACAUGAAAGUGGAAUUUGACCGUCCCUACGUUCUCCUCUGUAAUGAAAAGGUCUCCAACAUCAAGACCAUUUUACCCAUCCUUGAACAUGUUUUACAACAACAAGCACCCCUACUUAUCGUUUCUGAAGAUGUCGACGGCGACGCACUGGCCAUGCUAAUUGUCAAUAAAUUAAGACUCGGCAUUAAAGUCUGCGCUGUCAAAGCUCCAGGUUUUGGAGAGCAUAGAAAAUCAACGUUACUGGACAUAGCUGAGAUGACUGGCGCUACGGCAUUGGGUGACGAUAACAAUUACGUGUCAUCUGAGGAAGAUUUCGUGUCAUAUUUAGGCCGUGCUAAGAGUGCCACAGUGACUAAGGACCACACGAUUAUCGUCGAGGGUAUGGGGGAUAAGGAAAGAAUUGAACAACGUUGUGAGGGGAUCAGGUCACUUAUUAGUACCACUGACUCCGAAUAUGAAAAGGAUAAACUUAAAGAAAGAUUAGCAAGACUCACUGGCGGGGUUGCCAUUAUUAAGGUUGGAGGAGCGAGUGAAGUUGAGGUAAAUGAAGUUAAAGACCGCGUUGAAGACGCACUCUGCGCCACCAAAGCCGCCGUCGAAGGUGGAAUAGUGCCUGGAGGCGGUACGGCGUUAUUUUAUGCUACUAAAGUCUUGGAUGAGCUUAAGACUGAGAACUAUGACCAGAAAAUGGGCGUCGAUAUUAUCAGACAGUCGAUUCAGGAACCUCUGAAACAAAUCGCCUCAAACGCUGGCUUCGAAGGCUCCGUAAUCGCCGAUACUCUACUCAAAAAUAACGACCACUCCCACGGAUUCAACGCACAAACCGGACAAUUCUGCAAUAUGUUCACUGAAGGAAUUUUGGAUCCUACGAAAGUGGUAAAGACGGCGCUUACAGAUGCGGCGUCAGUGGCUUCACUGAUGACAACUUCUGAAGUGGCGAUUUUCGACUCAAAACAAGAAAAACCUGAAGAAACUCCCUCAAGUCCAAUGUAUUAAACCUUAAAUACGGUUAACCUGGGUUAAGAAUUUUCCAAUUCUAGAACGCAGUUUUACCAGAGGAUUCCAAAAUUAAAUGCAGUUAAUUUGUUUUCACAUUACCAA